AUGCCAAGGUCCCGCCAGGACCGAAAAGACCCAAGCUCAGCCGUACACAAAAGCAAAGCAGUCUCACAAAUGAAGCAUUCUGCCACUAAACAUGAUACACAUGAGCCCAAGAUUCCUACAAAUCUUCAGCAACUGCUUUUGAACAUAUUCAAGGAUUCAUUUCCGCAAGUUUUGGCUUCGGGCUCUUUGCCGUCGGUUUUACAGGAGAUCAAGGGCGCACUCUACAAACGAGAUUUCCAACGAGCCUUUGAGACCCAAGAGUAUCUAGAAGCCUACGCCGUUCGCUGGAGUCCUAGUAGGGCGCUAUGCUAUCAAACUAUUCUAGCUGAGACCAAGGAGUAUCUCUCAGAUAUCUUUCCGUGUCUCGCACCGGAUCAAGCCCAGUGCGCAAUGGAAGCUAAAACCUCGCACGAGAGCAGAGUGGCAGUCUUAUGUGUUGGGGGCGGUGCAGCAGAAGCCGUUGCUUUCGGUGGAUUCAUUCGAUAUUCGAAGCAAGCAUUCAAGAACCAGUGGAGAGAGUCAAAAGAGUACCCAGCCCAAUCACUUGAUUGUCCAUUGAAUGCAGAUACCACCAGUGCUCCAAUAGAAGUACGUCUUGUGGAUCGUGCCCCAUGGCAAAAUGUGAUACAUGAAUUGAACCAAAGUCUUAUCGAGCCGCCCAAGACUUCGAAGUAUACCAGUGCCUCAAGCAGGGGAAACAAUCGUCCCAUGCUAGACCGAUCCGACCUUUGCAUUAAUUUCCAUCAGGUAGACGUGCUCUCUAUGAGUGCACAGCAGAUAGCUCAGCUCACUGGGAGAAAGCCGAUACUUGUAACCUUUUUCUUCACCUUAAAUGAGCUUUACAGCCACUCUGUGAGCAGCACAACAAAGCUACUCCUAGACCUAACCGCAUCACUUCAGAAGAAUUCCAUUCUACUUGUUGUUGAUAGUCCUGGUAGUUAUUCAGAGACCAAUAUCGGUGCAGAUACUAAAAAGUAUCCGAUACAUUGGCUUCUCGAUUACUGCUUACUCCAAACCCCCAGCAGAGAGUCGGAAAAUAUGCCUCCUCACUGGACGAAGAUCAUGAGUCACGAAUCAACUUGGUUUAGAGUCCCAGAGGCUCUUCGGUAUCCAAUACCACUGGAAAAUAUGCGAUAUCAAAUCCAUAUUUAUCGGAAGACCUGA
Blumeria graminis f. sp. triticale is the source of this 1164-nucleotide messenger RNA. The record is from the annotation of a GenBank genome assembly. NCBI's taxonomy places the organism in Eukaryota, Fungi, Ascomycota, Leotiomycetes, Helotiales, Erysiphaceae.